AUGCACGACCGGGCACCCGGGCUUUGGAUAAACCCUAAUUUGCCACGGUGCAGAUACUAUAAACAAGAAAAUUGUGCGAAACCCAUAAUUUCUGAGAAGAAAAAAUCCAUAAACUGGCUGUUUUUGCUUCUGGGACAGAUGCUGGGGUGUUGUACACUUGAACAGAUAAAAUAUUGCUACAAGCAUACUAGAAAUCAUCAUACUGGUGCUAAGGAUCGUGUUCUUUAUCUUACUUACCUUAGUUUGUGCAAACAGCUUGAUCCCUAUGGACCUUUCGACCGAUCGACGGUGGAGGAGGAGGAUGAGGAUGUGGUGGUGGAGAGAAACGGUGGCGGAGACGAUCAGAGCCAAACGAGCGAUUACACGUCGGAGGACGAAGGGACGGAGGACUACAGGCGCAGAGGCUACCACGCUGUACGAAUAGGCGGUACAUUCAAACACGACCGAUAUGUUGUUCAGAGCAAGCUAGGCUGA
This is a messenger RNA of Fraxinus pennsylvanica, 474 nucleotides long. The record is from the annotation of a GenBank genome assembly. Lineage: Eukaryota; Viridiplantae; Streptophyta; Magnoliopsida; Lamiales; Oleaceae.